AUGUUCAAUCUCAUUGCAGGAACCACGGCAGCCGUGAAACAAGCAGCAGGAAUGGAACCGUCAUCGCCUGGGUCGCAAGGCGCAGAACGCUCGAAUGGGACAGGUGAAAAUCAAAGGCCGCAGACUGGUCAGGAGGAACAGCAAGAAGAGGGAACCACCCAGGGCAUCGGGCAAGACAUCCAGCAAGCGGUACCACCCAAGAAGCCUAAGAAAGAGGGAUUCACCCAGGACUUCACGAGCGGAGCACGGGAAGCACGACCUCCAAGGAGCGAUGCUGGACAUGAUAAGAUGGCGAAAGGGGCGUCGGAGAAAGGCCAGGCAGGUCAAGCCCUCAUAUUCUAUCAGAUAUGCGCUGGGCUGGGAGGAACAAUCAUCGAAGGACAUCCCUCCGACCCAAUCAACACCAUCGCCAACAACACCCGGCUCCCCAAUCUCAACCUCUCCUCCAUCAUCGACAAUCCCACCACCUUCCCCUCUUCACGUCCACAUCAGACUAUCGGAGAAACAGCUCUGCCCGCGGGAGUCUUUAAGCAGACCGACUGA
This is a messenger RNA of Puccinia triticina, 543 nucleotides long. RefSeq lists its product as uncharacterized. Bases 1 to 543 code for a protein of 180 amino acids. The transcript has 3 exons. The record is from RefSeq and is a predicted model, not a curated record. NCBI's taxonomy places the organism in Eukaryota, Fungi, Basidiomycota, Pucciniomycetes, Pucciniales, Pucciniaceae.